GUGACAGUGACAGUGACGCCAGCGUCGACGCUGGCAGCGUGAUUAGUCAACUGGAAUGGUUGGUUGCUGAGAGUAACAGCAGAAACAACAACAAUGGCCAAAGCAAAGCGAGGCAAACAGCAGCAGCAGCGGCAGCAUUGAUAGUUGUGUUCUGAGCAGCGCUUAAAAUGCAGGAAAAAAAUAUUGAACGCGCCAGGGGGAAAGCAAUAUAAGAGAAAUAUAAAUAAGUGCCUAAUUUGUUUAAAUUAGGCUGCAAAAAGUGUUUAAUUAGUUCCAAUUAUAGUGGCAAACCAGAAGGUCCGCACCAGAAGUACACCUGGCCACACGACGUUCCAUCACUCGCCAAGCUGAGUGCGCUGCCGCAACAUGCAUCGUGGACACCGCCCAAACGCUAGCUGGCAGCAGCAGCUUGCAUCUGCGUACCUCGUGGCCAUUUGCUUGCUGUCCAACUAUGUUUGCGUGUCCGCGCAGGACACGCAGGAUUUGCUGACUGCGGAGCCCGUCUACUAUUAUGUGGGCUGCUAUACGGCCCGCACGGACCUGCUCAAGGAGUCGGUGUACGCGAAGAUGCCGCAAACAUGCAUCGAGAUCUGUGAGCGCCAGGGACACAGGUACGCGGUGCUGGCUGCCGAGAAGUGCUUUUGUGCCAAUCAUCUGGAGCCGCAGGAGAAGCAGGACGAUCAGCUCUGCUACACCCGAUGCCUGGCCAAUAAGGCGCAGUACUGCGGCGGCGUGGGCGUACAUUCGUACUAUUCCACAACGCUGCUGCGGCAGCCAGCACCGCAUCAUCUGCGCGUGGUCAACAGCACCGAGAACAGCAUCAGCCUGGCUUGGGAUGCAUACGAGGCGAAGAAGCUGCUGCUGGCCGGCACCGCAGAGGCGCUCGCGGCCCAAACUCAGGAAGUGGCCAACAUUCUAAUCAAGUGCCAGAUUGUCCAGACCUACUCAACGCUGCCCGCAUUCCUGCAGCCCGAAUUCAUAGUGCAGAGCACGGAGACCCGCUUUGAACUGACCGAUCUUCAUCCGGCAACCCUCUACAACAUCAGCGUGCGCGCCAUUUGCGUGCAACCGCAGCAAGAGGAAAGCGAGUGCGGUCAUGGCUCCCUUAUGGCCAGCACUGAGGUCGGCACACCCAGUCCAGCUCCUGCACAGCCCAAGGUGCUAAGCCGCACCAAGGACAGCAUCACCGUGGAGCUGGCACCCAUAAAGAACGACAACGGACCGGUAACGAAGCUACUGAUCAUUGUGGAGUUUGUUGACGAUGCGCUGAUCCAGCCAUUUGAUGCACAACUGCUGGGCAGCUGGCAGCUGGCGCAGCAGACAGGAGUUCCGUACUACAUAGCCGCCGAGCUGGACUACGACCGGCCGGAGGAUAAUCGCACCAGGCACUUUGUAGUGGGCGAUGGCAAACGCUACGGGCGCUAUCACAAUGUGCCCCUGGAUCAGAUGUCCAAUGAGCAGGACAAGUCUGCCCAUGUGCAUAUUAGCUUGGGUGUGGUGAGCACACUCCGAAACGUCACCAAGACGCUAUACACGCGCAGCAGCCAUGCACAGCAUGCCAGCUCCUUGGAUGACUUCAGCUAUGCCACCUUUGAAAAGGGUCAAUCGUCGGUGGUCGCCCUGGCCGUUACCUGCGUCGUCUUUGGCACCUGCCUGAUUCUCAGUCUCAUUACCUACUUUUACUUGCGCUAUAAGACCUGCCAUGCGCGCGGACUGACCGGACGCAGGCGCAACGCCCACGAAAUGACGCAGCAGACGCCCAUCAUCGAGCGGGAGAACAACGGAUAUUUGGUGGAGGACGAGCUGCCGCCCACGCUGGAGAGCUUCAAGCAGCAGUUUCAGAUGACGAUCGAGGGCAUGGAGAAAUUGCCACGCAAUUCUCUUCGACUGAAUGCUAAUGAUGUCAUUGCUGAUGGCCGCUACGGAGAGAUUAUCACAGGACGACUCAGCCAGGGUGACGCCGUCAAGGAUUGUGCGCUUCACGUGCUGUCGCUGGACGAUCUGUCCGGCGUGUCGCAGGCACAGCUGCUGCGCGAGAUGCGGCACUUGAAGCAAUUGCGCCGCCACGAACUAGUUCUAGAUUUCUAUGGAAUUUCGGCCAGCGCUGACUGGUUCUAUCUGAUCUUUGAGCUGCAGCGAGUGAGCCUCAAGCGGCGCCUGAUCGAGAGCCGCCAGCCAGCACCUGCGCCACGCCUGACAACACUAUCGGAGCAACUGGUGCUGCAGUGGAUGUACGAGUUGACCAGCGCCAUGUCGUAUUUGGGCAGCUGCCAGGUGCAUCACCGGCAGCUGAGCGGCUACAGCGUUUACGUGUGCGCCGACUCCAAACUCAAGCUGUCCGUCUUUGGACCGCUGCACUACGUGAACAGCAAUGGCCAGCAGGUGGAUCUUGGCCGGUGGCUGGCGCCCGAGGUGCUGCGACAUCAGCACUACACGACCAUGUCGGACGUUUGGUCCUUUGCCUGCGUGGCUUGGGAGUGCUGCGCACUGGGCGGCACGCCCUACGCCAACAUAGCCAGCAGUCAGCAAUUACUGGAGGCAAUACGGUCGGGCGUGCGUCCGGCGCAGCCCGCCUAUGUCUACGGCGACCUGUUCCAGCUGCUGCUCAACUGCUGGCAGCUAGAGCCCAGCGAGCGCAUCGGCUUCGAAGAUGUCGCUUUCGGCAUACGUCAGCUGAUGACAUCACCCAGGCACGCACUUUGCUUUGAUCGCUCUGCUUCAGAUCCGCGGGAGACGCUGCCGUUGUACCUGCCGAUGCUUGAGACUAUCAACUAGUGUAGCCGGAGCGCAGAAGCAAUUAUUUAUUAAUGCAGUAGGGCAAAAUAAAAGACAAUUGACGAAUGAUUAGAAUAAAUAUAACAGACCUAUUGAAAGCGUUAGUUGAUUGCUCCAAAAUGCAGUCUGAUAAGAAUGUGCUAGCCAUGAGUUUGAACCAAUCUUUAUCAAAGAUUUACAAUAUAUAAAAACGACCAAUAAAUGUGCGUUCUUUGUAAAGCGUUAUCAAUCCAUUAUCAAUAA
Molecule: messenger RNA, 3018 nt
Organism: Drosophila mojavensis
Lineage: Eukaryota; Metazoa; Arthropoda; Insecta; Diptera; Drosophilidae
Gene: Wsck
Product: putative tyrosine-protein kinase Wsck
Exons: 2
Coding region: 367-2775 (802 amino acids)
Biological process (GO): protein phosphorylation
Molecular function (GO): protein tyrosine kinase activity; ATP binding; protein binding
Source: RefSeq, a predicted model, not a curated record